UAUAUUUUGGUCUUGGGGGUAAUUUUGGGGUUAUUUAGUCAUAAUGGGUCUUCAGGACUUACAAGAAUUUAUAGAAACCAGCUGCCCAAAGGCUGCGAUAAAUGUUGAUUUAGAUAAAGUUGCCUGGAGAAAACGAGGCGGCGGUAAAAACCGAAUGCCUACCGGGCAAAUUGUUCCUCUCUUUGUGGUCCUGGACGCGGAAAGCUGUUUGCAUCGUCUUUAUGGGGGGUCUUUCACUGACUGGGUUUGCGGAGGGCAGUGGAAUCAAGCGUAUCAAUUUGUGGCUGCUUUGAGCAACGCUGCUCGUCGUUUGAAUAUCGAACUUGUUGUUUUUUUCAACGGAAGUCUCGAGAAAGAUCGAAUGCAGUCGUGGAGUCAAGAUCAGAUGAUUUGCAAAGGAAAUGUUCGUAAUAUACUUGGACAUAUUCAAAGAAAGGGGGUUCCCCCUCCCAAAGCUUGGUUCACACCUCCUGUAGGUGUAGAGCAAUGCUUACGACUUGCACUUCAGGACUGCGGAAUUCGUGUUCAACAGACCAUAAAGGACCAUCACAGAGAAGUGAUGUCAUAUUGCCGUGGCAACGUUUUCCACGGUAUCAUAGGUCAUUCAGCUGACUAUAUCGUGUUUGAUCCUCCGCGUUACUUUUCCUCGCACACUUUGAAAUUAUCGCGAGAUGGUAGAGUCAUUACAACCACCCAGUUUCUUCUUGACGAAGUUGCGAAACAUUUGGAAAUAUCGCAAUCUUCACUCCCCCUAGUGGCAACGUUGCUUGGAAAUCAUAUUCUCACGGAAGAAGAUGUUUCUACAUUCCAGUGGCGAUUACUUGAACCCGAUCAAAGCGAUUCUGAGUUUAAAAUCAGUCGUGUACACCUUCCACCAGGUGGCACUAUUAUCCCAGUUAUUGCGAAAUAUGUUCGCGAACUUGUCGAUCCUGAAGAUUUAGAUGAAAUUGCAAAGUUUGUAUUUCGAAAUGCUCGAGGUGAUCCUGCUGAACUAAAACAACGACUCAAAGACUCGGUCACAUAUUUUCGUUCCGCAAGUCGAAAUGGGGGGCGUGGCGUCAUGCAUCAGCGAGCACAGAAAAAGACUCAACAAGAGGAGGCUAAAACAGACGAUGAAACAAAAGGUGACGAGGAUUCUCAGGCUAAGGAUGAAACUAACGUUAAAGAAGAGGAAAGUUCCGGUGACGACACUAGUCUGACAUCCGAGGAUGAAAACAAAGAUUCCGAUGCAGACUUGGUCGACGGAAUAAAAAAUCUGAAAAUUGAAGAAAAGAAAAACGGAAUCCCACCUUUGAUGCAAACUACUAUUCGUCAUUCAGAUAUUGCGACACCUCCAAUUCCGACAGUUGGUGCUGAUGUCAUGCGUAUCGCUCACCAUCGUCACAUGAUGGGUUUGCUGCACCCAAGUAUCCUACAGAUAUUAACGCACGGAGAAAUUCAGAUCCCAAUCUCUAUAGAAGAUGAUCAUCAAUUGCCACCAGUACCUGGGAUCUAUCAACAACUUCGACAAAACAUUUACGGAAUUCUAUUCUCCGUUGCUAACACGAAUCAGAAACGUCGUAUAUUAAUCAAAGAGUGGUGGGCUUCGAAAGGAAAACUACUUUUCACUCCUGAGAUCGCCGAAGCCUUUUCAUUCAAUGAUUGGCAAGUUCCACCUUUGCAACAAUUAUGGCUCGGCCGUGAACCAGAGGAUAAGAAUCGAAGAAUGAGAGCGUUUCUUUCUUGCGUUCGAUGCGAUACUCCGAGUAUGCUGAACCAGAAUUUUGUUCCCCGACAUGCACUGUUCAUGUGCUGCAUUUUGCGAUAUUUGAUGCAGUUUCCCACUCCGUUGCUACGACGAUAUGAGGUCGAUGCGUUCCUCGCUACAGCGGUUUCACCUAUGCUGCACAACCCGUAUCUUAUUCAGGAUGUUGAAACUCCGACACUGACGCAACGAGGACUGCUGCUUGCAUCUCUAUUCAUGCGUGGAGUCGAAACCGCAAUGAUGGCAAACGACGCCUGUGGGGAACCUGUGCCAGCGAUGGUCGCAGCUCCGUGGCAUUAUUUCGAUGGAAAAUUAUUUCAGAUCAAACUUGCAAUUGCGACGAGAGAUGGCUCGAAUUUGGUUCAGUUAUGUGAAGGGCGAGUCGAUCAGGUUGCAAAAGUCGAGCGUAUGCGCCAAGCGAUAAUGGAAGGGUGUAAUUACAACGUUGCCAAGACCCCGUUCCCUCCUCCCCCGCCUGAAAUGUCAUCUGGAUUUGCUUUCAUGGGGGGAUACUCCAACAUGAAUCCCCCGAAACCCCCCUCAUACGGAGGAAAUUUCAGUCCACAGUGGGAUCAUAAUGCUAAUCGACCACCCUCAAUGAUGUACCAGCAUCCACCGACGUCAUUUGCUCAACUAAAAGUCGCAGGAUACACCGUCGGAAAUUGGGCAGGAGGGGAUUUUGGAGGUCACGGAUAUCAAACUAGAGGUCAAAAGGGCAAAGGUUACGGAGGGAUGUGGUUCGGUGGAGGCGGAGAUGCGUCCAACACAAAGAAUUUCUAUUAGCAGAUUAUUUGAACUCUCCUGACCUCUGCUGCCCGCAAUCACAUCUUAGUAUGGGCCGUAGAUAAACUUGCCUAUAUUUGGCCAAUAAUUUGCAAAGGAUAUCUGAUUUUAUAUCAUUUAAUAAGAGUUUGGCCAAUCUUGAUAUUUCUUGUUCAUGAUAUUUUUAGGUUUGUGGUAUGCUUCAGCUUUAUCGGAGAUAUGUCUUUAAAUAAAUCCCCCUCCUUCCUCUAUACGUUCCACGCUGAAUCUGCUGCUUAGCUCAAGCUUUUGCUUGUAUUGACAACAAUUCUGGGCUUUUUCAAAUUCAAAAAUGUAAAAUUAAUUAUGGGUUGAAUAUUGAUUUCUGCAGAAUAUUGAAAUUUGAUCUGGUAUGAAUUGUCCCUACUAUCAAUGUACGGGGAUGGGCGAAAUCCUACAAUUCACUAUUCAGAUUUAUUUUAAAGUUUCCGAAUAUAUAGGAAUUGAUGCAAUUUAAUGAGUUAGAAUUUCAAAAAUACAGAAUUCAUAAAUUAACAGUAAUUUGAUUGGCUCUCCCUUUUUGUUUUAUUUGUUAGAAAUUUAAUUCAGACUUCUUUGGUCAUAAGAAGAGACAUCGAUUGCUCAGUUAGAUCAUCUUUAGAAAAAAAAAUCUAAAUUGUCUCAUAAUAAAGAAAUUCGAAUAGAUUUGAAUAUCAAACUCCCUUGGUCAUCCCCUAGUCGCAAUGUUUCUGCCUUCGAAUUAAAAAGUUUCUUAAAAUCAUGAUUUGUAUUCACUAUGAGUUCCAAUUGUAUUAAUGUUUUUUUCUUUUUUGUUCUUUUUAUUUUUUUUUUUCAGAAAUGUCUGAAUAUGAUCACAUGUUUAAAAUGUGCAUUCAGUAGUGCAUUGCCCACAUUCAAAAAAACCUUGCUUAUUAUUGAAGCUUUUAAUGUGUUUAGACAUUGAGAGGACAUUUAUUUCAUUUACGACAAUUUUGUUUCAAUCUUACACUUGAGUUGCAUUGAAAAUAUUUUUAAAAUUCUGCCAAAGCUGAAAUUGAAGGAUAGAAGGAUAAAUCAUUUGUGUGAAUCCUUUUAUUUUUGCAUUUGGGCAUAAUCGGAUUUGUAUAUAAAAUUGCUGGCUCACGGUUUCAGUUUUUUGUUCAGAACGUUCAACGACACCAUAUCCAUGAACCUAGACCCGAGACCAUUUAUACCGCCUAACUGAAUUGUAAUAUAUUGUUAAAUAUGAAAGGGAUGGCCAUACUAUGAUACCUUCUGUAUCUUGUUAGGAUGAUCACACUGAAAUGCAGCGAGCCUUUUUCAAUUACAAACUAAACUGUUUGGUCAUUCCAACCUGGCAAACCUUGUUUGUUUUUUUCUCCAAGAACCUCACUGAAGGCAGCAACCUAAUUCCUUUUAAAUCUGGGCCUUUAUUGAAUGGUGUGCAAGGUGUCAUAAUUAUCCAUGUUUAUUUGCCAUGUUUUCUUGAUGUUCAUAUGUAUAUUGUUGUACAUAUUUCUGUGCUUUUUGUCGUGCGUGAUUUUUUUUUUUCAAUACUGCUGAUAUUCUGUCCACACCAUUUAUCGAUGAAUUUGUUUCACUGCCUGAACUCCCUACACAAGACUGACUGCCCUACACAAGCUGCACAAACCGACUGCCACGACCCAUCCAUUGCCAGUUAUCUGGCGGAUUUCAUCUUCCCUGUCUUGUUUUUGGCAGCUACCUGCAUCAGCGCUAUUGAUCGUUUUCUGUGGGACUAACUACUCAUUCUCAUAUUUUUUGUGCCGGUGAAUCCGUAUGCAUAUAAUGCAAGGAUGCUGUAGCAAGAGUAAAGAUAACUGCUCAAGAGUCUUGCUGAGUUAACUUGUGCUAUCGAGGUUGUUGAAUUGCUUGCUUCAGUAAUUUUGGUUUAUAUACAGCCUGCAUCUAUGAUGAGACAGACAAUUGUGUAGUAGAAAAAGUGUAUUAUAUUUUGUUCCUCUCUAUAUCUGUUGAAGUUAGUAUUUAACCUGUUGCCAUAUUUCACCCCAUGAACAGAGUUUGAGUUCCCGAACAUGAAUGUUCCCAAUGGUUUACAGACUUUUCGCUCCACAGAAUUUGGCAUGCGACAGUUUGAGUUAACCUCGCCAUGGAGGUUGUUUAAGAAUAAUAAUAAAUAACUAUUCAAAUAAUUAUAGAUUUAUUUGCGGAUAUUUAUAUUCACCACAGCAGCGACAUAUACCGAUAACCUGCGGAUUGUGUACAACCCAAACCUUGUGAAUCCCCUAACUGUGCACAAAUGUCUAAACCCGAAUUUUUAUUCUUAUUUUUAAACAUCUCCCAAGGCGAAUGUAAAACAACAUUAUAUAACUCAAGCCAUCAAGUCUGUGGGAUGAUAGACUGUAUACCCUUUCAGCCUUACCAAUGACCCAGGCAUUUGUAAUUUAGUUUGUUUAUUUGAAUAUUUAGUGAAUUGUUGUUUUUCUAAUACUGGCAUCACAUUGAAGGUGUUGCAAAGACCAUGCUUGGUAAAGUUUGCAAUUGGAUAGAUUAUCUCAUUCCCAAGCAUGUCCUGUAGAUAAACUGACUGUUAUUUGUAUAUAUGUAAACUGCUUUACCAUCAGCCGAAGAUGGACCAUGCUUGAUGCGACUGUAAGUAUGGACGAAUGCUAGGUGACGUCAUUAUUAUGUUGAAUAAAUUAAAAAGCAUCUGCGUA
Molecule: messenger RNA, 5181 nt
Organism: Styela clava
Lineage: Eukaryota; Metazoa; Chordata; Ascidiacea; Stolidobranchia; Styelidae
Product: constitutive coactivator of PPAR-gamma-like protein 1 homolog
Cellular component (GO): nucleus
Source: RefSeq, a predicted model, not a curated record